Dipodomys ordii (Ord's kangaroo rat) is the source of this 772-nucleotide messenger RNA. Its product is annotated as gametogenetin-binding protein 1-like. The record is from RefSeq and is a predicted model, not a curated record. Bases 1 to 753 code for a protein of 250 amino acids. Lineage: Eukaryota; Metazoa; Chordata; Mammalia; Rodentia; Heteromyidae. The transcript is spliced from 7 exons.
AUGGGGGACAUGAGCGCCCAGAUCCCUAACCCCAAGGAGGUCCUGAAGCUCAUAGCCCAGGGGAGAGAGAUGGAGCAAGAAGACCCACAGAGAGCCACGGAGUUGCUGGCGGCCAGCACUGUGGCCUUCAGUGGAGAGGAGGAAGUACAGGAGGAAAAGGCAAAUGAAGAGGAGGAAGAGGAGGAGAGCCUACUUAAAGGUGACCUCAGAUGGACCUCUUCCCAGAUGGGGGCCACUCCUUGGCGCCACCUCCUCAAUUUAUACAAGCAGUUCCAGAAAUCAGCCAUGACCAAGUUUUCUUACCAGGAAGACUUGUCUGAUGAGGAGAAAGGAGAGGAAGUGGAGGAAGAAGACAGCUCGGCCAAGCUCUGUGACACACACAUUGCCACCUCCCAGUCACCACCGCAAAGGACUUUUAUGUCCACAGAGUCACUAGGUUUUGGGAAGUCGGAGCUGAAGAAGCUUCCAGCUGUACCCCGAGAGUCCCCACUCUGGAAUGUGGACAGCCCCAAGGACCAGGAGCUGCAGGUCCAAUCAGAGGUCACCAGGAAGGAGAGCGACAUGGUAAAAAUCUGGUGCCAGCAAGCAGAGGGGGAAGAAGGCUGCCCCCCAACUUUUGCGGAGUACUGGAGGCUUGAGGGAGGGCGGCUGAAGCUGGACCCUCCACCGGAAGGCAGGGUGCUGAGCACCCUUUGUGAGGCCUCUAGGAAUGAGCCUCUGUUCGUGGAAGAGCUGGAGGAGGUGGAGAACUGACGUGCUGGGAACAGUGCUG